CAACCUGCUCCCGCUCAAUUAUAUGAUACUUCCCCCCGAACACCUUUUACUUCUUUCUAUUUGGGCCUGUUAGGAAAUAGUGUCUUCCCUCGUCUUUCAUCGGCGCGCACCGCCCUACUUGCUAUCAAGAGUCCGCUCGAACGACCUAUCUCCCGUUCUGAAAUCUAUAAGGAAAGAUAGCUGUCUCCUCUGAAACCUCAAAUAACCAUUAUGUCAAUGUCUACCACUAAAUUAAAUGCGGAGAGCCAUCUCCUUCUCGACCAACCCCUCCUUCGCCUCCCCCACGAACUCCUCCGUAAAACAUUCAAAACCUCACAAAAACACUUCGAACGAGACCAAAAUAUUAUUAUGACUGGUGUUAAAGAAGCCGCGGCAAAAGCUAUGGCGGGCGGAGAUCCCGAAGACCCCGUGGCUUCGUUAGAUAGUAUGAUAACCCGGAUGCAAGGGCUUAAACGAAAAUUAGAAAGUCUGCACGAGGAUGAGAAGGUCCUGCAGGAGCACUCCAGGAAGAGGAUUAGCCACCUACAAGAUCUUUACAAUAUCCCUAGUCUUGUGGAUGAGGGGUAUGACCGGUGGAGUAGGACCAGGCUUGAUAGGCUGUUGGUGGACUUCUUGCUGAGGGCGGGGUAUGGCGAGAGCGCUAAGAAGUUGGCGCAAGAGAAACAGAUUGAGGAUUUGGUAGACGUUGAUGUUUUCGUUCAAUGCGCUAGGGUCGAAGCAAGCCUUCGGAGAGGGAGCACGGUGGAAUGCCUGGCUUGGUGUCAAGAAAAUAAGAAUUCUCUACGAAAAAUGAAGAGUACUCUUGAGUUUGAGUUGCGCCUACAGCAGUUCAUCGAACUUGUUCGGGCGGGCCAGCCAAAGGAGGCCACUGCAUACUCGAAAAAGUUUCUUGUUCCCCAUUCGGAGAACCACCUCAAGGACAUUCAGAAGGCGGCUGCGUUGCUUGCUUUCCGGCCCGAUACCCCAUGGCAGCCGUACAAAGCCAUGUAUUCAGCGGAUCGUUGGGAAUUUCUCGCCAACGCAUUUGUCAAUACUCACCACAACUUAUACGGCCUUCCCUCCCGACCUCUUCUUCACAUAGCUUUGUCGGCGGGGUUAUCCGCACUUAAGACACCAUCUUGUCAUUCUUCUGUGGCUUCAUCUUCGAGCAACACUGCCAGCUCCACGACCUCUUUGUGUCCCAUUUGCUCCACGGAGCUGAAUGAUCUGGCCAGACAUGUUCCAUACGCCCAUCAUGUUAGGAGCUCUGUGGAACCUGAUCCGGUGGUGCUGCCCAACGGUAGGAUUUACGGUCGGGAGAGAUUGGAGGAAUUAGCAUCGAAGCUUGGAUUGCCGGAGGAAAAGAUUAGAGACCCCACUACGGGAGAAGAAUGGGAUCGCAGCACCGUCAGGAAGGUAUUCAUAAUGUGAUGAAAUGGUGGAACUGGCUUCGUCUGGGAAUUACUUUUUUUUCUUUUUUCGCACUUUAUUUUGCGUUGAGGAUAGUUUGUCAUUUGUAUAUUGCGGGAAUUAAGUUCAAUCUCCGUUUUCACGAAGUGUAUAAACGGUGUAUCGAGGGCUGAGCUUUUGAUUUGCUAUUCAUUUAAUCAUUCACUCGGAGUAUGCGAUAUUUUUCUUUUUUCUCUUCUUCAUUAGUUAAGUACAGUUAAAAGUCAUGAAAAAACCCUUCUCGACAAA
Tuber melanosporum (Perigord truffle) is the source of this 1677-nucleotide messenger RNA. RefSeq lists its product as uncharacterized. NCBI's taxonomy places the organism in Eukaryota, Fungi, Ascomycota, Pezizomycetes, Pezizales, Tuberaceae. Gene Ontology annotation, cellular component: nucleus; GID complex; cytoplasm. Gene Ontology annotation, molecular function: ubiquitin protein ligase activity; protein binding. The record is from RefSeq and is a predicted model, not a curated record. The transcript is spliced from 6 exons. Gene Ontology annotation, biological process: proteasome-mediated ubiquitin-dependent protein catabolic process. The coding region runs from base 211 to 1410 and encodes 399 amino acids.